Tachysurus vachellii is the source of this 928-nucleotide messenger RNA. RefSeq lists its product as uncharacterized. The record is from RefSeq and is a predicted model, not a curated record. Bases 119 to 451 code for a protein of 110 amino acids. Lineage: Eukaryota; Metazoa; Chordata; Actinopteri; Siluriformes; Bagridae. The transcript is spliced from 2 exons.
GUAUAAAACGUGCGGAUAACACGGCACCGAUAACACAAUACAGGAGCUGACACGUCGUCCGCCGUCAUUCGUCUUCAUCUCUUCGAGUGCUACAUCACAGGUCUGAAGGAACAGCGCGAUGAAGCUCGGUGUGGCUACAUGUCUACUGCUGGUGUCUGUAAUGUGCAGCCUAUUUGAAAAAGGUGAAAUGGUCACCAACAGCACAAACACCACCACCACCACCACCACCACGUCCACCACAACUAUCGCAGGUGGUGCCGCUGGUGGUGCCGCUGGUGGUGCCGCUGGUGGCGCCGCUGGUGGCGCCGCUGCUGCCGCCACCACCACCACCGCCGCCACCACCGCCAAGACAAACGGGGCUCAGUCCAUCAGCUUCCCCUUCUCAGGUGGAAACCUUCUGCUCCUUUUGACCACGUCGGCCGUCUUCUCCAUGGCGUUGCUGCUGAAUUAACGGACAGAACGCUGCUUCCUUUCACACGGGCGGUUAACGAAUACCGCAAACCUUCAGAUCACCUAAUAGGAAUCUAAUAAGCAAGUAGAUUGGGUUGAUGGAAUCCUUGUUAGCUUCUUUCUAAUUGACAACAUAAUCCAAUGUAUAUUAUAUAUGUGUGUAUGUAAAUAUAAAUAUAAACAGCUUCUAUUUUUCUGUAAAAGCAACUAGUUCUAUUCCUAACGUACUCCUUGCGCUUGUACGAACGUAUCGUUCUCUGUUUCAGUUUAACUAACACAAUGAAUUAGGUUUGUCAUAACCUGUGACCGUGUCGACGCUGCAGACGUGUCGUUCUUUCAAAGCAAGACCAACGAUCCGUCUUUUCUGCUCGACGGACGCAGAAGCUGUAAAGAACCAAAGGGACGAUCUGCAGCGCCUCGGCACUCGGGUCAGCACAUCUAAGAUGUAAACUGAUGUAGAUGGUUUUAUGGGUGAUGA